AUGUCAAAAAACGAAAAAUCGCCACUAAUAAACGUCGAUGAUGACACUUGUUUCACAUAUUCUUGUGAAGUCGAAUGUGCUACUAACCAUUCUAAUAAUUUAUCAAAAGACUCUACAUUAGAAGCCAGAUUAAAAGCUCUUUUAGAUAGAGAAACGGAAUUAAAACUACAAAUUGAUGAAUUAAUUGAAGAAAUUACGAAUUUAGAAGCAAUUGCGAGAAAUAGAAGUAAAAGUAAUGGUGGCAAUGAAGAAGAAAAUAAAGAAACUAAAAAGAAUGGUAUUAAAAAAGAAGUUGUUGAAGAAGUUUGUUGGGAAGAAUUCGAAGCUCCAGAAUGGUGUGUGCCUAUAAAAGCUGAUGUAUUAACGUUUGAAUGGGAUGAACUCGCUAAAGAAUGUCAAUUUGAUCAACAAAUGAAUGACGGAUUAAAGGUGGCUAUAGCUUAUCAACAAUUGCCGGAUGUUUGUAUCGAGGAAUUGCCGAUUCCUCAAUUACAGAAAAAUGGAUUCUUGUUUAUCUGGGUCAUUAAUAAUAAAUAUUCUAAAGCCUUCGAAAUGAUGAAAAAAUGGGGUUACACGUACUGUGAUGAUAUUACAUGGGUUAAACAAACGGUGAAUAGAAGAAUGGCUAAAGGACAUGGAUUUUAUCUGCAACACGCGAAAGAGACAUGUUUAAUGGGAAGAAAGGGAGAGGACCCUCCAGAAUGUAAUCAUUCAAUUUCUUCAGAUGUGAUAUUUUCAGAAAGACGAGGACAAAGCCAAAAGCCUGAAGAAUUAUAUGAGAUGAUUGAAGAGUUGGUUCCUAAUGGGAAUUAUUUAGAGAUAUUUGGACGGAAAAAUAAUUUGAGAGAUUAUUGGGUGACAAUAGGAAAUGAAUUGUGA
This is a messenger RNA of Funneliformis mosseae, 879 nucleotides long. NCBI's taxonomy places the organism in Eukaryota, Fungi, Glomeromycota, Glomeromycetes, Glomerales, Glomeraceae. The record is from the annotation of a GenBank genome assembly.